Messenger RNA from Rotaria socialis, 360 nucleotides. NCBI's taxonomy places the organism in Eukaryota, Metazoa, Rotifera, Eurotatoria, Philodinida, Philodinidae. The record is from the annotation of a GenBank genome assembly.
AUGAUAUUAUUCGAGAUGAUUGAAUUCUUCGGCGUUAUUAACAAGAAAUGGACGAUCAGUAAACCCAUUACCACGUUGGACACUCUGAUCCAGUUUAUGGAUAAGUUCCACUUUAAUGCUAUACAACUCGGAGCCAAUCCAACUCAAUUUUUGUUUUAUCAUCCUGAUGGUGAACGUUAUGGUCUUUGUGAUCUUCGUACUUUAUCAUCAUCCAGCACCAAAUUUAAGGGUGUUCAAUUGCAUCAGAUGAAUGAAGAAGAUAUUGAUGAACGAGUAAAAACCUUUAACAUAUAUCAAGCUGAAUUAGGCAUAGAAAUAUCAUUAAAAAAAAAGAAAAAGAAAACCAAACCCAAAAAAUAA